Messenger RNA from Gastrolobium bilobum, 867 nucleotides. RefSeq names its product NAD(P)H-quinone oxidoreductase subunit T, chloroplastic. The coding region runs from base 22 to 768 and encodes 248 amino acids. The transcript is spliced from 2 exons. The record is from RefSeq and is a predicted model, not a curated record. Lineage: Eukaryota; Viridiplantae; Streptophyta; Magnoliopsida; Fabales; Fabaceae.
AAGCUGACCAUUAUUUUUUUCAUGGCUUCCGCAGCGGCUCCACAGGUUCUGUUAUACAAUCCCAUCUUAGGAAAUAAUCGAGCAAGAGGAGUAAGGUUUUUGAGGGCAGGAACCACAAACACUCAUUACAGUAGUACUCUUGUGCAGCCUGUUCAAGCCUCGCAGGGUCGAGCACCUCCUCCUGGUGUUGACACAAGAAUCCAUUGGGACAACCAAGAUGAAGGUUGGAUUGGAGGUACUAACACUGAAAAACACCAACAAAACAGUGCAGAGCAGAAACCCAAGAACCUCUUGGGUGAAAAGUUUGCUGAUUUGCUCACCGCUUCUUCAGGUUCUCAUUACGAAUUCUUAGGAGUAUCAGCAGAUGCGGAUUUAGAAGAAAUUAAAGUAGCUUACCGGAGACUAUCGAAGGAGUACCAUCCAGACACAACUUCCCUCCCACUAAAAACUGCCUCAGAAAAAUUCAUGAAAUUAAGAGAGGUUUACAAUGUUCUUAGCAAAGAAGAAAGUCGAAGAUUUUAUGAUUGGACCCUUGCUCAAGAGGCUGCAAGCCGCCAAGCAGAGAAGAUGAAAAUGAGACUGGAGGAUCCUUAUGAGCAACAGGUCAAUAACUGGGAAUCUGUUCCAGACAUGGUUGACCGCCUUGGUGGAAAGAAUAUGGAGCUUAGCGAUCAAGCAGUUUCUGCAAUCACUAUUGAUGUUUUUAUCAUCAUUUUUUCUAUAUGUUGCAUCAUCUAUGUAAUAUUCUUUAAAGUACCAUAUUACUAGCUAGUUAAUCAAUUAGAAAAUCCGUAUAUGUUAUGCCAAUAGAAUUAAAUAUAAGAUUUUACAUCUCUACAGGUCAUGGAAAAAUGAUAACAUUGUACA